Molecule: messenger RNA, 1107 nt
Organism: Fusarium keratoplasticum
Lineage: Eukaryota; Fungi; Ascomycota; Sordariomycetes; Hypocreales; Nectriaceae
Product: Succinate--CoA ligase [ADP-forming] subunit alpha, mitochondrial
Exons: 5
Coding region: 118-1107 (329 amino acids)
Biological process (GO): tricarboxylic acid cycle
Cellular component (GO): mitochondrion; succinate-CoA ligase complex (ADP-forming)
Molecular function (GO): succinate-CoA ligase (ADP-forming) activity; succinate-CoA ligase (GDP-forming) activity
Source: RefSeq, a predicted model, not a curated record
AACAGCUCCCCUCCUCAAACCACCACCACCACUCGCCCGCCCUUGCUUUUGCUUCUGACGUUGCACCAGCGGCGUCUUCUCACCUCGUUCCCUCCUCUUAUAAUACACAUUCCAAUCAUGCAGUCCUUUUCCAGAGCCACCCGCGCCUCUGCGCUGCGCAAUGUCGGCCGCCGCGCCUACUCGUCGUCGCAGUACGCCAAGACCAUCAACAACCUGCGCAUCAACAGCGACACCAAGGUCAUCUACCAGGGCUUCACCGGAAAGCAGGGAACCUUCCACGCGCAACAAGCUAUCGAAUACGGAACCAAGGUCGUUGGUGGAACGAACCCCAAGAAGGCUGGCACGACUCAUCUCGACCUCCCCGUCUUCAAGAAUGUGUCGGAAGCCGUCAAGGAGACUGGCGCCACUGCGACCGCCCUCUUCGUCCCUCCCCCCGUUGCCGCCGCCGGUAUCGAGGAGGCUCUCGAGGCCGAGAUCCCUCUCGUCGUCUGCAUCACUGAGGGUAUUCCCCAGCAUGACAUGGUUCGCAUCACCGACAUGCUCAAGUCGCAAAACAAGACCCGCCUCGUCGGCCCCAACUGCCCCGGCAUUAUCGCUCCCGAACAGUGCAAGAUCGGUAUCAUGCCCGGCUUCAUCCACAAGCGCGGCCGCAUUGGUAUCGUCUCCCGCUCCGGUACCCUGACCUACGAGGCCGUCAACCAGACCACCCAGGCCGGUCUGGGUCAGUCCCUCGUCGUCGGUAUCGGUGGUGACCCCUUCAGCGGCACCAACUUUAUCGACUGCCUCAAGGUCUUCACCGAGGACCCCGACACCGACGGUAUCAUCAUGAUUGGUGAGAUUGGUGGUUCCGCCGAGGAGGACGCCGCCGAGUUCCUCAAGCAGGCCAACACCGUCCAGGGUGGCAAGCCCGUCGUCAGCUUCAUCGCCGGUAUCUCUGCUCCUCCCGGCCGACGAAUGGGUCACGCCGGUGCCAUCGUCUCCGGCGGCAAGGGUGGUGCCGACACCAAGAUCAAGGCCCUCGAGGACGCCGGUGUCAUUGUUGAGCGCUCUCCCGCUGGUCUGGGCAAGGCUCUGUACAACGAGUUUGUCCGUCGGGAUCUGCUAUAA